Messenger RNA from Purpureocillium takamizusanense, 1362 nucleotides. RefSeq lists its product as uncharacterized. Bases 1 to 1362 code for a protein of 453 amino acids. Lineage: Eukaryota; Fungi; Ascomycota; Sordariomycetes; Hypocreales; Ophiocordycipitaceae. The transcript has a single exon. The record is from RefSeq and is a predicted model, not a curated record.
AUGCGUUGUCUGUCGCUGCUCGCUGCCUUUCUCGGCGCGGCAGAGGCCGCGCCGUCUAUUUCCAUCAGAGCCAAGCACGGCUGGACAGUGGCCCGUCCCGGCACCCUGGCUGACGUGGUUGUGACCAAGGAAAACACACUGAAUGGCACUUCCCGGGCCCGCGAGACAGUCAUCAAGUCGGCAAAGACUGGUCUCGGCAGUCGCGCCCUCGAGGGCUCCCUUCCGCUCGAGUUUGUCAACAACUUCGAUGGCGGCGCCGUCAACGCUUACAUCGUCGGGCUCGACUCGGACAACCGCGUAGUCUUCGUACUGGGCGACGGUAGCCUUGUGUAUCCGAGCUCAGGCGGAUCGCAGGUGCCGGUGCCGAUCGGGGCCAACGUGGCCAUCCGGCUGCCGGACAAGGGCCAGACAUUUAGCAUGACGCUACCAAUCGUCCUCACUUCGGGCCGCAUCUACUUCUCCGAGGGAGACCUUACCUUCUCCGUCGUUUCCACGCCCAUCGGCGAGGGCAUCGUGCAACCCGCGCCAACGAACCUAGAAGACCCCAGCUCUGGCAUCAACUGGGGCUUCGUCGAGCUCACUUACACAAAGGAUCGGAGCAUUUGGGCCAACAUCAGCUACGUCGACUUUGUCGGCAUGAUUCUCAGUAUGGCCCUCAAAGUUACCGACGGCAGCGGCACGCAGAUCACGCGCGGGCUCGGCGCGGGUUCUGUGGAUGCCAUCUGCAACGGCCUAGGCAGCCAGGCCGGCAACGAUGGCUGGCCCUGGGAUCGCAUGUGCGUCUCCGAUCCGCAGGGCAAACCGCUGCGGGUGCUCUCGCCCAACGAUUACGCCGUCAUCGACUCGGGGGCCUUUGGCAACUACUGGAGCGAAUACGUCAACCAGGUUUGGGAUCACUAUUCUUCGAAUGACCUCACGAUCAACACGCAGGCGGGUCCUGGCAGCGUCUCGUGCCGCGUCUCUGGCGACACGUUGAACUGCAACGGCGACAACCGCGGAUACUCCAAGCCCAGCGCAACUGACAUCUGGGGCUGCAACGGCGGCCCGUUCCUGCGCCACGGCGAAGACAACGCCGUCCACGUCCCCGUUAUUGCUCGCCUGUGCGCCGCCUUUACACGGUCCACACUGCUCCUCGACGGUGGCGACGUCCAGCCCAGCCUCGGCCCGGAGCACUACUACACCGUGGACCCGACGAACCACUACAGCCGCCUCAUCCACGCCCAUGAGAUCGAUGGCCGCGGAUAUGCAUUCCCCUACGACGACGUUAACCCCGACGGCAACGAGGACUCGUCUGGUCUCGUAAAGUCUGGUGCCCCUGAGACACUGACCGUUUACGUUGGCGCCCCGCCGCUGUCGGGAUGA